Symbiodinium natans is the source of this 1089-nucleotide messenger RNA. Lineage: Eukaryota; Dinophyceae; Suessiales; Symbiodiniaceae. The record is from the annotation of a GenBank genome assembly.
AUGCAGCAAGCGAACCUCUCAGAGGACACCUGCCGAGAUGAAGUGAGUGCUCAAUUGCAACCGUUGGUUGGUUUCGAUGAGGAGAGUGACAGCGGCUCGGAUGGCGAGCGGCGGCGCUUGCGGACGGAGCGGAAGGUUACGAAGCUACUAGGCCGGAAGUAUGAUUCGAUCAUGAAGGCGGUGGAGGAGGACCCCAUGCUCUUCCGCGAUGCCAUCUUCAAGAUCGAGCCCUUGAACGGGCGGCUCUGGCCCCACACGCAAGUGACCUGUGCCUGCUGCUUCUGCCCCAAGGAUGCGCUCGUGUAUUGCGCCACGGCGUAUCUCUCGGCAGUCGGACAGGAGGAUCGCGCGCCUUUGGUCUUGAAGGGGCUCGGCAUCGGCCCCAAGGCCACGUUCUCCUACGACGAGCUGGAUGUCGGCAAUGUCUUCGUCGAGAGCGCACAUCGAUACGAGGUGCAGCUGCUCAACCAGGGAGACAUCGAAGUCGACUUCCGACUAGUCCAUCGAGAGGGCAAGUUCGCCCCGAGGUUCAAAUUUACCCCCGACCAUGGCACGAUCGCGGUUGGCGGCCAGUGCGAGAUUGUCGUGGAUUUCAAGCCAAAGGAGCUUGGCCAGUUUCACGAGGUUUUCGAGUGGGCUUUGCAAGGCAGAACAACCGCCGUCACCUUGGCCUUUCGGGGCACGUCGGUGCGACCAAAGUUCGAAUUCGAUGUUGACAAGAUUAACUUCGGCACCGUGAGCUUCGGGUUCCUGAACUCGAGGAUGCUGACGCUCACGAACACCUCGGAGGUGCCCUGCUACUACACGUUGAUGGUGAAGGGAGAUGAGGCCCCACCCAGCAACGAGUUCGAGAUCAUCCCGUCUCGCGGCACCUUGCUGCCGAACUGUGCACAGCGAAUUCAGGUAGAUUUCAUCAGCAGCACGGAAAAGAAGUACGACACCAGGCUCUCCGUCGAUCUGGAGGGCGUUGGGAAGGAACUCCUUUCCAUUCCCAUCUUCGCCCAGUGCGCCGUGCCAACAGCAUGGGACCCGGUUUGGGAGGGGGGGGGGGUGGGCGGCGUGAAGACGGCAGGUGCCGGCUUCCAUUGA